AUUUUUAUCGCUUUAUUGGGGAAUUUCCCUUUUUCAAAACGAAAAUACGAACUGAAAUCAUUUCGUUUUUGUAGCAACAUUUCAGUCUUCAGCGUUACUAUCUGCAUUGAAAUUGAAACUGUGCUCUAUGCCGUCUUAUUUUGUUGCUACUCAAGUGAAACUACUAUAAACAAAUGAAAGCGUUCUAUUAGAGCUAUGGCUGGCUCGAAAGAAAAUCCAAUUAUAAGAAUUAAAAUUCUUAGUGCUCCAGAUGAAGCUUAUUCCCAAGUUUCUGAUUACAGACGAAGUCUUCAGUUAAUCGACAGAAUUAAUCGUUCUGACAAUAUGGUAAUUACCACAGGAUUUAGAAUUCCUAGUGCUCCGGAUGAAGCUUAUUCCGUAGUUUCUGAAUACAGCCGAAGACUUCAGUUAGUCAACAGAAUUUAUCGUCCUGACAGGAUAGCAAUUACUACAGGACUUCCAGCGAAACAAGCUCCUGGUGGACUAGGAAGAAAGAUAAAUUUGAUUUCUAAUUUGUUCACUAUUAUUCUUCCACGGGAAAGAAAUAUAUAUCGAUAUGAAGUAAAGAUAGCAAGUUUUACUCCUGAUAAAACAUGCCUAACACCAACUAGUUGUAAAAAUACUCUAGUUAAUCGUAAAAUCAUAAACCGAAUGUUAGACACCAAUGAUAAUUUUCGCAACUCGUAUGCUGUUUACGAUGGUAAGAGCCUGAUAUAUACUUCAUCUCCUUUACAAUUGGAAUUUCCGUUCGAAAGUGAUAAAAUUACUGUUGAAAAUGAAAAUCUGAAAAAGAUUGGUACUUUCAAAGUAUACAUUAAACCCGUAGAAAGUGAAAAUGGUCCGGAAGAAAAUGAUGCUCAUGAUAUGGAAGAAAACGACUAUACUAUACAAUUAAGAGUUUUGCGGGAGCUGUUCAGAAGAAAUAUAAGUAAUGUAAAUGGCAUCCAGGAGGCGCUGGUGGCUCUUGAAACAAUAUUCAGACAUUCUCCUGCUUUGAAAUACACUCCAAUUGGCAGUAAUUUCUUCCGUACAAAUAUAUGCUCUCCAUUAGAUGAUCAGAUAGGCCCUCAAUUAGUUGGUAAAGUAACGUUGUUUGGCUACCAUCAAAGUCUUCGUUUGGGCCAAUGGAACAUUAUGACCAAUUUGGACACCAGUGCAACAACGUUCUUCACUAAACAACCCCUUGUUGAGUACAUUGCUAAGUUACUUAGAAUUCCGCAAAGUGAAUUAUCUUGCAUAUCUGCAUUGAGAAAUGACCAACUCCAGUUAUUACAGAGUAAGUUAAAAAAUUUAAAAAUCGAAACAUACCAUCAGAGAUCUAAACUUACAUUGAAACACAGUAUCUUCAAAAUCACAGAGAAAAACGCAUGGCAGAUACAAUUCCUCAAGAAAACAAGAACAAUCAUUUUGGACGAAGAAACUCAAGAAUCAAGAACGAUCAUAGAAAGAAAGACUGUUACAGUUCACGAAUAUUUUAGAGAAAAAUAUAAUAUAAAUUUGGCCUUCCCUCACUUACCUUGUGUACAAGUGAAACCAAAAAGUCAAAGAAUAUAUCUUCCGAUUGAGCUUUGUUAUAUUCCUGAAGGGCAGCACUAUAAAAAUGAGUUGAGCGAUGACGAGAAGCGGGAAAUGAUUAAAUUUACAGCAGAUAAUCCCGCUAGCAGGUUCCACAAAAUAGUUAACAUCAGAGAUAAAUGGGCCAAUUACGAAGAAGACGAGUAUUUAAAUAAUUUCGACAUUGUCGUUGAACGAGACCCUGUACGUUUGUCUGGGCGCGCCAUGCAAGCUCCAAACCUAAAUUAUGGAAAUAGAAAAAUUCAACCCAGAGGUGGAUCGUGGAACAUUAGAGAUUUACAGUUUUAUGUACCCUCCAAUAUUCGAUCUUGGAUUUUGCUUAAUCUUGCUGAGCGGCAUUGUAGAUUUAAUGAUUUGAAAAACUUUUCCGAUCAGUUGCAAAGAAUAGGUAGAGCAGCCGGUUUGAAUCUUGGACAACCUUCUGAUAUUAAAAGCAUUGAUGGUUCUAGAUAUGUCAAUCUUCACAGAACACUUACUGAUGCACGAAAAAAACAAGUCCAGCUGGUGGUGGUUGUGAUACCUUUUAAAGAUAAAACGAUAUACAGAAAUGUCAAACAAAUAGCUGAAGUCAAACUCGGUCUUCAGACGCAGUGCAUCGACCAUAACAAUGCGAGAAAAUGCAAUCCUUCUCUUUUACAUAAUUUGUGUCUCAAAAUCAAUGCUAAAACUGGCGGAAUUAACCACGUUUUAACGCAAGGAGAAAUUCCAAAGAUAAUGGCUCAGCCUGUUAUGAUAAUAGGAGCUGAUGUGUCCCACGCAGGAGUGACAGAUAAAAGUGGAAUAUCAGUAGCAGCUGUUGCAGGGAGUCUAGAUAUGAUACUGUCACGUUUCGCCGUUGAAUAUAGACUGCAAAAAACUCCUGCAGCCAAUAGGAGGUGUACUGAAAUCAUUCUUGAGUUAAAGGAUAUGGUGAAAGCAUUGUUAGAGGUUUUUUAUAAUUGUACGAUGGGGAAAAAACCAGAGAAAAUAAUUUUUUAUAGAGAUGGAGUGAGCGAUAGUUACUUCCAAGAAGUCAAAGAGGAAGAAGUAAAUGCCGUGCGACGCGCGUGUAUGGAGUUGCAAAGUGAUUAUCAACCAGCUAUUACGUUUGUCGUAGUUCAAAAGAGACAUCACGUCCGGUUUAGACCAGAAGAUUUCAGGGAUGGAGCCAGACCAGAAGGAAAUGUACCACCAGGAACAGUUGCGGAUACUGAGAUUGUGCACCCAUUACACAGAGAUUUUUAUCUUUGUAGUCAUCUAGGAUUGAGAGGAACCAGCAGACCUGCGCAUUACACGGUGUUGGAGGAUGACAGUGAAAUCUCAGCUGAUGAUCUUCAAAAAUUGACAUAUUAUCUAUGCUAUACUUCACUCCGACAUUCCAAAAGCACAUCCGCACCGGUACCCGUGACAUACGCUGAACUAACUGCCAAGCGUACACUACUGUGGUUGUCCGCAUUGCCUGAAGAUCUGAGAGAAAAACAAAUUGAGAGCCAAUGGAAUUCUGCAGGAGACACUGGCUGCUGUAGAACUUAAUGAAUCAUUUAGGAAUUCUAUGUAUUAUGUCUGAAAACAACUGCUCCGUGUUUUAAUGGGAUUGUUUGAGUAUGAGCUGAAAUAAUUAAUUUAUCUGCAUUCGUAGAAAAACAUUGUGAUAAAUAUGAAUAAUAUGAAAAAUAAUAAUUAAUUAAAAAAUAGUAAUAAACUUUGUUAAUAUGUUAUGAAUAAGACUAUUGAUGCUAACCCAACCCUAGCAACAAUUUUAUCUUGGCCCCAGUUGAGCUCAAAAUUGGCUCAAUAUAGGUCCUAUAAGAGCGUGCACAGAGGGACCAAUAUUGGAAUGUUUAGAUUUUUUACAUUGGUCCUAGAAUGGCAUAUAUAGGGCUUACAUUGGCCAAUAUUGAGCCUAUAUUUACCUAUAUCAGAGGUGGCCAACCUGCGUCUCGCGAGCCACUCUUUGAUGGAUUAUUUGUGGCUUUCGAUAAAUGUACCCGAGUUUCCCUUCAAUUUUUGUGAUAUUGUAUUUUAAAAAGUUAUUAUCGCUCCCUAUGUGUUUCAAAAUGUCUUUUAAAUUACUGAGAACAAGUAUGAAAGACUAAGUGCAACGUUGUUCAAUUCAAGGUGAGUUUUCCAUUUCCAAUAUUAAUUAUGACACAAAAAGCAUCUGGAGAGUUAGAAUUAAUCGAGAUGCAAGAAGAUCAAGCUCUACAAUUAAAAUGUAAGUCGAGGUCGAUUACUGAAUUUUGGAAAUUUGAACCAGAAUCGAAGUAUUCUGAAUUAAAAAAGGCUGAUUGUAGAAUUAUUUCAAUAUUCGGAACAAA
Molecule: messenger RNA, 3872 nt
Organism: Parasteatoda tepidariorum (common house spider)
Lineage: Eukaryota; Metazoa; Arthropoda; Arachnida; Araneae; Theridiidae
Product: protein argonaute-4
Molecular function (GO): RNA binding; protein binding
Source: RefSeq, a predicted model, not a curated record